This is a messenger RNA of Notodromas monacha, 1426 nucleotides long. NCBI's taxonomy places the organism in Eukaryota, Metazoa, Arthropoda, Ostracoda, Podocopida, Cyprididae. The record is from the annotation of a GenBank genome assembly.
UCGUUUUCAUAGACGCGUGUGAGUCUUUGGGAUAUGGAAAGCCCAACAAAGCCAGUCUCUUCUUCACUUCCGGAACUCGACCUGUUGAUCGGAAGAUCUAAACAUGGAACUGUUCCAUCGAGCAUAUUUUUGUAUGGUCCUCGUUCCUCUGGGAAGUCUUAUUACAUAAACCAGUUUUUUGGUUCCACUGGAAUCACGCAUGUGAGGAUUCAGUCGCAAUUCUGCAAUUUUAAAAAGGAUUUCGAGGAGCUGAUUAUUGCCAAAAUUAUGGCCUUGAUGGAAAAUGAGGCAUUUGCUCGGCCAAUCACCGACCCCAAAGAGAAAAUGCUGUGCAUGGAAUUCAACCCCGACUUGACCCGUGCCCUGAAUCCCUUCAUCUUGACCAAACGCAAAUUGUGUCUGGUCUUCGAAGACGCCGAGUCCUUCGUGUACCUCGACAAAAAAGACGCUCUUUCCUAUUUACUCUCUUUGCAAGAAAUCACCUGUCGAAACGUUUGCGUCAUCCUCGUCUCGAAACUCCCCUGGGAAAAGUUCAUGACUCGCAAAGUCGCCUCUGUUCCUCUUUCAAUCACUGUGCCACCUUUAACAGAGGAUCAAGUGAUUGGGAUCGUGUGUCAAUCCGUGGUUUUGGAAGGCGUCGACCCGAAAUUACUGAAGGCGUUGCUCCGGAACGUCGUCAAGUCUGUGUUUUCGAUAACGAGGAAUGUGAGACAGAUUGUUGGCAUUGCGAAAAGUGUUGCUGGCGUGUGUAAUGGGAAGUUGGUGAAGAUGUGUUUGGAGAGGACUAAUGAUGAUGAUGAUGGGGAGCCGACGGAAGAAGAGGUUAUGAAGAUUUGGUCUUUUGCUUCCCCGCAUAUUAAAAAGGCUGUAAUGGAUAUUCACUUGAGAAUGCUUGAUACUAGGAGUUCUGCGAUUCAAGAUGCUGGAGUGGAAUUGCCCAUGUUGGGAAAAUUCUUGUUGAUCGCCGCAUUCAUUGCUUCUUACAAUUCACCUAAAUGGGAUAAAAUAUUUUUCUCGAAGCGUCACAAGGAAAAUCACAGGAGGACGAAAUUUGCUGCAGACAAGAAAUAUGCCCCCGACAAUGGACCUCAGUAUUUCACCAGAAGCCGAUUGCUUGCCAUUUUCAAGAACAUUUUUGAGACCUCCAACCCGGAAGAGGAUGUUGUGGAUGUAAUUGGCGAUUCCGGGUUGCUUCCGUUGAUAAAAUCCAUGGAAAGAUCCAACUUGAUUUACAGAGGAAGUGCUGAUCUUUUGCUGAAUCCCAAGUACAAAUGCGUUGCUUCCGGCAGACGUGUAACGGAAAUUGCCAAGCAGGUGGGUGUGAACUUGUUUGGAUACAUGAAAUACGUUCCUGAUACUUGAUGCGUCACAAGUGUUUUUUUUAUACUUUCUUGUACUUUGAAAACAAUAAAUUCGUGUUUGCUCA